AUGAAGAAGGACUAUCGCAUCUCCCGCAACGUGCGCCUGGCCUGGGUGCUCAGCCGCCUGCACCAGGUGAUCCGGGCCGUGCCCGACCGAGCCCGAGCUGGUGAGUUGGUGAAGUCAGAAAACGAGCUGGAUGUGCUCAGCAUCCUGCCGAACGGGUGGCAGCCGGAUGAGCCUGUCCAGCCCAGGCCCUAUCUCCUCGUGCCCUCCACACGGGUCACCUUCCUGGCCCGCCAGUACCGAUUUGUCAUCGAGCUCGAUCUGAGCCCUUCUACAGGGAUUGUGGAUGACUCAACAGGGGAGAUAAUUUUUGAUGAAGUGUUUCACGCCCUGUCACGAUGCUUGGUGGGAUUGUUACGACCCUUUCGUAUCCCUGGUUCAGACAUUAUCUACCAGCCAGAGAUCUUUGUCACCAUCCAGGCAUAUUCCUCCAUCAUUGGCCUGCAGUCCCACCAGGUACUAUUCCAGGGCUGUCAGCUGGAUGAGACGAAGCGUGAGGCCUUUCUGCACCAAGUUUACACACAGCUAUGUGCCUUUGAGAACAAAGUGGCAGAGAUGCUCCAGCAACAGUAUGAACCCAAACCGCAGGUGGAUUUGUCACCCCUGAGCCAAGAGGGCCCUGGUGAUGUGCAGGAGUCAUCUGGGAGGAAGCCCAGUGUGUCUGUUGUCACUGCCGACGUUGGCCUGGUCAGCAUGGUCCGGCAAGGGAUCCUGGCGCUGCAGCUCCUGCCCUCCAACUCCAGCGCAGGCAUAAUAAUAAUUACGGAUGGUGUGACUAGUGUCCCUGAUGUAGCUGUGUGCGAGACUUUACUGAACCAGCUGCGCAGUGGCACAGUGGCCUGCUCCUUUGUGCAGGUGGGAGGUGUCUACUCAUAUGAUUGCAGCUUUGGCCACGUUCCCAAUGUAGAGCUGAUGAAAUUCAUUGCCAUGGCCACUUUUGGUGCUUACCUCUCCACAUGCCCUGAGCUGGAUCCCCUGAGCCUGGAUCUGAACGUGUAUCACAAGGCAUUUCUGCUGUACUCCUUUCUGCGUACUGGGGAGUCCCUGAAUCCAGAGUAUUACUGCGUGUCCCAGCACAGACUGUUCAAUGAGCACCUGGUGUCUGCAAGCAGCAACCCUGCGCUGGCGAUGCGGAGGAAGAAGCACACUGAGAAGGAGGUGCAUGCUGACCUCGUGAGCAUCGUUUCGGUUCGGCUGCGCGAGGGCUACAGCAUCCGUGAGGUCAACAUCACAAAAGGUGGGUCUCAGCUGGAGGUAAAAUUAGUGCUGCUUUGGAAGCAUAACAUGAGGAUUGAGUAUUUGGCUGUGACACCCUGGCCCCUGGACCCAUCAAAGCGCAGCACAUGGGUGGAAGUGACCAUGGAGGGAAGCUAUGACAUUUUGCAUGACAUCAGUUGCACCAUGAGGAAACCUAUCACCAGUCUGUACCGCACUACAGUCAUCCGGCGCUUCUGGAACACCUUGCAGAGCAUCAACCAGACAGAUCAGAUGCUGGUUCAUCUGCAGUCUUUUGAUACAGUCCCAGAACACUUCACCAUUCCUGAGAGCACCAAGAAUGGGGUGCCCCUCUUCUACAUCCCCCCAGGCUCCACCACUCCGGUGCUAUCCCUGCAGCACAGUGGGUCUGACUCGAGCCAUUCCCAGUUUGCCUCCUACUGGAAGCCUAUCCUUUCCAUGGAUGCCAACUUCUGGCAGAGGUGGCUGCACAUGCAUCGUAUAGUCAUCCUUCUGGAGCAUGACACGCCUGUGCCCAAGCACCUGCACACACCAGGCAAUAAUGGUCGCUACAGCACCAUCCAGUGCCGCAUCUCCCACUCGGCACUCACCUCCCUGCUCCGGGACUGGAGCAGCUUUGUGCUGGUCGAGGGCUACUCCUACGUCAAGCUGAUACACGGCUCUGAGGACCUUACACCUUCCUCAUUUUAUGUGGUACGGAUCAUCUCCAAAGCUCCCUGCAUGGUUCUCCGGCUGGGGUUCCCCAUUGGCACACCUGCACAGGCCAGGAACAAGAUAGUGGAGGAGUUACGGGACCGCAUCUUGCAGCUGCGCUUUCCCCACAGGGUCCAGAGCAAGGAGGCAACUCCAAAAGCAAAGAGGAAAAUGUUUGGCAGUAGUUCUCCCUCCAAGUCUCCACCUGUGGCUGGGGCCCAGUCAGCCCUCUCAGACAGACCUUGCCUUGUUGUGCUGCACAAACCAUUGGAGAAGCUGCUCAUCAGGUAUGAGAAGCUGCCUUCUGACUAUCGAGCCCCCUUUAUUCUCAACCUGGAGCACCCCCCGGUGUCUGGUCCACUCACUAUGGUGGCCAAUCGUACUGCCUCGUCCACCCUGGCCUCGCUGUCCCGCUACUUCUAUCACCAGCGUUGGAUCUGGAGUGUUCAGUCGGGGCUGGCACCAGCUGUGCCUAUCACUGCUGUAGCCCAGCUCCUGUCCACACUCACAGAGGUUCGUCUGUCAGAGGGUUUCCACUUUGCAUCCAGUGGGGAUGGAAUUAUCAACAUGGUGCUGGAGCUGCCCAUACAGAUCGACAGCUCAAGCGAGAGCAGCAGUGACAGGGAGAAGCACACCUGUGUCGUCCAAUACAUCCUCUUCCCGCCCCACUCCACCUCCACCAAAGACAGCUUUUCCACAGAUGAUGACAAUGAUACAGAGGUAGAGGCCAUUGAGGUGGACACAGAACUGAACCUGGUCACUGAGUGCUGGGUAGAGCCACAGAGUGGCCAUGUCCACAGUACUGCUGAGAACUGGAAGCACCUCCAUGGCUUGCCCUAUCAGAAAAUCCCUAAAGCACUCUAUCCCCGGGAUCUUGCGUGCAUUGCCACCAUGCUGACCUUUGAGUACAUCAGCCAGUUGUGCCAGAACAAGGAGUGGGUCUGCCCUCCUUCAGACACCAAAGUUGCUGAAGAUCCAGACAUGGGGGCUGGUUUUCGAGUGCAUGAGAUCCCAUUCCAGUUCAACCUCAUGAAGCUCUUGCCCAGGUGCCAGCAGGUUGAAAUGUUCUUCCUAAUGCUGACAAAAGCAGAGAAUGAGGAGGUGACCAAGGACUCUUCAUUUGUGCCCAACGAAAUGCUACUAAACCUCUUCCAUGGCUGCCUACAGCAUGACCUCAGUGACCGGGAGAUCCCCAUGGCUGAUGCUGAUCAUGUGGCUUUCAUGGAGCAGGUUCUGCAAAGGGAUCGUGAUGGCCAUCAACCCCCUUUCACACUCCCUGUGAUCAGAGAAGAAACCCUGAAAGCCUCUGGGACCCUGGAGCAGCAGGAUACUUCUGCAUCCUAUCAUCUUGUUGGCAGCAAUGGCACGAGGGAUAUGACUGGCUCCACAAGUACUCUGCAGAGCCUUGGCAACACAGAGCUGCCCGAGGAUGACGUGACCCUGAGUGACACAACGGGGCCCUUUCCCCCUCAGUGGCGAUGUUACGCCAAGCUGGUCAACCCGCAGCAUGUGUUCCUGACCUUCCUGCCAGCCACCUUCUCAGAUGUACAGAAGCUAAUGGCUUGUGGGUUGGACAAACCUCCAAAAGAUGAGAGUCGAUCUGGAGAGGAUACUCUGGGACGUGUCUCUGCAGAGCAAGUCAGGGCUGAAGAAGGGGAUGCUGCAGUGCCAUUACCUACCCUCAGCAUAACACCAGCCCAUGAAGUGAGCCGUGACCCUGGAGAACAGAGUGGCCCCUCGCGGAGAGAUGUGCACAUCUCCUUCUGUCGCCAGAACUCACAAUCUGAACUAGGCGAGUGCCGCCGAUUUCGCUGCCCCAUUUACAUCUACAGCUGCUCUUUGGAGAUGUUACGAGAGCAGCUGGUCAGCCCACGGGCACACCGUCCUCCUCGGGACAUCUUUUUCAGGUCCCAGUCUCUGGAACGUCCUCCAACUGCUGCUUGGCUAGACCACAAGCAUAAGGAGUUGGUGAGUUACUGCACGCUGCUGCAGGAGCACUCCCACCAGUGCUAUGUGAAAGGGCUGUUCAAGAGCCUUCAGCAGUCACACAGCAUCAGCUCCCAGGACCUACUUACUGCCAUGGACUACUGUGAGGAGCUGCUCCAAGAGAUUGAUAUCACCAACUUUCUGCUGACGGUGUGCAGCCAUGUCCGCUCAUUCCGAGAGAGCCACCAACAUUUCCAUACGCACUCCAAGACAGCCAGCUUCCACGUGGGCAGCAUAGAGCAAGAAGAGGAACAGAGCUCUAGGGAACGAGGUGUCUUGGUCUCUGAAUCAAGUGCGGAAAUGGAGGACUACAGUGAGCAGGACUCCCACACCAUUGCUAGCCCCACAGAGGAGCCAAAAAGCAGUAUGGGCACCAGCUGCUGUUCAGAGUUUCCCCUCUCGCUGCUGGAAAUUGGACAGCCCUGCCAGGCACACCCAGACUUGCAUAAAAUUAUCCAGGAAAAAUUCCUGGAAAUUGGAAGUUUACAUUUCAAGCCGGUGCCAUCAAAUCCUCAUUAUUUCUUCUAUUGCCCACCAUCAGCCAAGAAAGAGGAAGAGGCAUCUCGGGAUCAGGCAGACAGGAAAGGCAGUGAGGACAUGGAGGGAUCAGAGGCAGAACUGGCAGCUGAAGAAGGAACUGUGUCUGGAUGCUGCAUUGCCACAGAGAGUGACCCAGAGCUGGAGGUGGAGUACCGUGAGAAGCUGGAGCAUGAGUUCCCAGACACAGAUUCCCUCUCAGACUCCAACACAGUGAACCAGGAUGAUGACUCCUUCAGUGUGCUGGGAGGGGACUCACUCAAUGAGCAGGAGUUCCUGGAGCAGGAGAUGCCUCCGCUCUUUGUGCACCUUACCUGCUCAGUGAAGCUGCGUAGCCAGCACAGCUCCAUGCCCGUGCAGUCCCUGCCAACUUGUCUAGGGGAAGUUCUGGGCUGCCUGGAAAGCUGUCAGGGCUUGAAUACCAUUGACUUGGGGGACCUCUGUGUGACCCUGGACAUCUUUGUGCUGACACUGCCUCUGGAGAUAGAAGUUGUGAACACAGACAUUCUCCACAACAGAUGCACCUCAGAGAGCAGUGUGUCCUUCACACGCUCUCCAGGACAACCAUCCUCUUUCCGCUCAGAUGAGGAUAUCAUGCACAACUUGGAACGUCUCCCGUCUACAGGAGAUGAGAGGCACCCUGCCCUUUCCAACCUUCCUGGUGUGCACAGACAGGCUGUUGAAGCCACUAUGAAUGAGAUUCGCUGGCUCCUGGAUGAUGAGAUUGUGUCAGCGCUGCGGCACUCACAGGUCAUCAGCACCUCCAUCCUGCACCGGGUGGCCACCCACAUCUAUAACUCCAAGGGCCGGCCCAGCUGCCACAGCGAGGUGGUGCUACUGCAGUUUGUCUUUGGGCCUGAGCACUCUCUAGAGAAGUUCAAGGAGGAGUUCAGAAGAAUGGCUCUGCCAGGCUACAUGCUUAACGCAGAAGGCAACGACUACCACUACAUCUCCAUCAGCCGCCUGCACUCCAGGCGGGCAGCUCCAGACCCUUCGGGGACACCCUGCUUGCAGCAGCCAGCUGGAGGGGGCACCAGGACAGCCCUGGGCCAGGCAGGCCAGGAGGGGAGCAGUGAAACAGAGGCAGAGGGCUCUGAGCUGUUACACCAUACAGGCUGUGUUCUCCCAGAAGAAGCCCAGGGUCUUUGGGAGUGGCCAGAGAGUGAGACAUGCAUUGUGCCAGACACAGGAAACCCUGCAGGUGGAGUCAGCCACACACAAGAUGAGGUUCCAGGAGAUGUGCUGAGACUUGAACAAAGCAAAGCACCAGGCCAUGACUCGCUGGAGGAGGCAGCUCCAGAGACAACUGUACAGUCAUUGCCAUCCUCAUCCUCUGAAAAGGGCAACAGUGAGAAAUCACCAUUGGUGACACCAUCUGCAGCAAGCCUGACUGACUCUGUAACACAGGGCAGGGAAGGCUCCAGCAAGCAGCGUCCCAGCCGUGUGCAGAGCCUUGUGUCAAGCCAGGGGAGCAUGGACUCUGACCAUCUGGGUUACGAUGGGGGAAGCAGUGACUCGGAGUAUGAGGAGGCAUUAAUGAGCGACCAGGAGCCCAGGUGUCCCCUUAUGCCAGAUUUCUGGCUCAUCAUAAAAAUCCAUCAGGACCGAGUGGAGGUGUAUUACCACACACGCCUGAGUGUGGAGAAGGCAGCAUCAGCAGAGACAGAAGAGGAGCAGCCAGGGGAGUGCCAGAGUCUCAACCAGGUGGUGGUGAAGAAGAUCAGUGAAAUCUGCAGGGUUGUCAAUCAGCGCUUGCUGCUGCAGGACCUGCAUGACAGCCACAUAUGCAACUCAUUACUGGUGGCAGAAAGUGAGGAGGACAUCUGGAAGAGUGAAACGCCCUAUACUUCAUACAGGCAGCGCGUCAUGCCCACAGAUGAUUACUCUGUAGAGGAGAGCUACCAACCUCGGGACUACCUGGCUGCCACCAUGCAGUUCAUGCCAGGGCACUUUGCUUGUGACGUUGUGUGGAGCACACUCAUCCACGUGCAUUCACGCCUCAAGAUGGGCCCCAACAUGGGAGUCUCACGAGCUAUCCAGGCGCUUCGCUCAGUGCUCAACGCCUUCUCUGUGGUGAACAGGAAGAAUAUGUUUGUCUACCAAGAACGUGCCACUAAAUCUGUUUUCUACCUCCGGCUGACUGAAACCACCUACAGUGGGAAGGUGUGGGAGGCAGAGAGCAGCCUUUGUCCAGCAUCUCGCUCACUGGCACUGACACGCAGCCAGGAGCCCAUUUACACCGAGGAUCUAAUGGGUUCUCGUUCCUCUCUGGACACAGCCUCAUGCCGUAGUGUGGACUCUGCCCGCCCCGUGGGACAGAUAGACAGGCACAUCCAGCUGAUGGUUCAUGGUGUUGCCCCAGCAGGGCCUGAGAUCACAGACGAGCUGGUGAAAGUGCUGCGCAGACGCCUGGAUGAGGCCACCCUGGAUAUCAUCACUGUGAUGCUGGUGCGGAACUGCAAGCUGACCCCAGCAGAUGUGGAGUUUAUCCAGCCCCCUGGGACGCCACCCACAGAGGUCCUGCAGUUCACACUGCCGCCCUCCGCCCUGCCUUGGCUGCAUGCUGUGGCCUACUACCUGCGCCAGAACCUGCUCAUCUUCCUUCACACCCCGAAGUACACCGACAGCAAUGUGGAGCAUCACUUCAAGCACUACUUCAACCACAAUGGAAGCAUCCCUGACCAGGAUCUCUAUCUCUACAACAAGCCAGGUGGCCAAGGCACUGGUGGAAAAGGAAUCGCGUGUAUUGCACUGACAUUUGUGGAUGAGCAUGGCAGCCCCACCUUGCUGCCCCACUGGGAGAGGCCUGACCCUCUGAAGCUGCCUUCCUCCUCCCCCGUCGUGGGCCUGCUGCAGGACACCGACUUUGAAAGCCUCACUGCGGUCAGCAGGCACCAGCCAGAGGCUGACACCCUGCCUGCAGAGCCCUGCGUGCUGGUGCGCCUGGAUAUCUGGGAAAAGGGCAACAUCAGCCUGCUGCAGCUGUCGGAGAAGCUGCGCGGGGCCCUGCGUCAUGCUCUCUGUGAUGCCGUCAUGGAGUUCCUUGUGCUGCCAGCCCCGCUCUGCAUGGAAGCUGCCUGCCCCUUGAGUGCUGCAGACCUGGAGGACCUGAGCUCUCCAGGAGGCCUAAGGAGGACCAUGUCAGAGACCAAGGGCCUGGCCCUGGCCAGUGGUGGGGCUGGCAGGAGCUGUCCUCCACCCUUGCACUUCACCUCUGCCCCUUCGCCCAGCUCUGGAGAGCCAGUGACACCCACGAGCAAGCUGACACGCCGCAGCUUGUGGGACAUGCUGAGCAAGGCAGAGCCCUCGGAGCUGGGCAGCCCCAAGACUACCGAUGACAUUGUGCUGGAGAGGCCAGAAGAGGCUCGCACGAGGCGGCGGCCCAAGACUGAGAAUGUCAAACAGCACCUGAGCCAGGAUCGGGCCACAGCCACAGCUGAACUGGAACAGGCACAGAGGCGCCGAGCCUGCCAGUUGGAAGAAGGGGAUGUAGGUACCAUGCACCCGCUCUUCAAUCAAACCUGCCAGCAGUGGAUGUCAUUCAUGAACCACCUGGGGUGCCCAUCAGUGCAGCAGUGCUCAUUGGAGAUGGUUUCCCGUUUCCUCCUGUCCUCCAUCCUAGUAGAAGUGGUGAACCUGGUCACUGCUCUGGCGAGCGACACCACUGUCAAGGUGUUUGAGCAGAUCUGCUAUCAUCGGGGCACUGCCUUCCUGCCGUAUAAGCCUGGCCAGAGUUCCAGCCCUCGCCCUGCAGCUGUCAGGCACUUCAUCCUGCUGGGACGCAACUUCCAGCAGUGGCGUUGCAGCACAGAACAGGCUCACAAAGGGCUCCAGCGCUUUGAGGCCAUGGAGCUCAGCUCGGCAGAGAGAGGCUCUGAUCCCAGCCUUGUUGGUCGAGACCUGGUGCCCCGGCAAAGAUUCCUCUUCAUGGAGAUCAUUGACAAAAAGCUGACACUCUACACCUACAACUGGUCCCCAGACCUGGGGGCAAACCUGAACUGCUCCCUGACUCGCCUGUUGCAGUGGCAGAAUGCCCGGUCCCACAUCGUGCACUGCCUGCUCAGCCAGAAGAUGGGACUCUUCCACCACCACUGUUUCAUGGACACACCAUGGCAUGAGGACAGCAAGCAGGAGCCAAAUCCUUUCCUGAACUCCACUUUGGAGGUGGAUGCACUGAUCCGGAGCUCCUGUCCCCCACCUAGCAAGGAGCAAGGCCGGCUGAGCAGCUCUGCCCGCAGUCUGCCAUCUCUGCACUUCCAUCCCGAUGUGGUGCCCUUUGAUGAAGCUCUGCGGGAUGUUACCACCAUCAAGCGCAUACCCCAUGGGCCUGACUCGGGACCUUUCGACCCUGUGGCUUGGCAUGGGGCCCAGUUCCUGGAAAUCAAGAGCAUGGAAAGGAAAGAACUGGAAAAACAGAUGAAGAUCGAAAAUCUCUUUGUUACCUGGCAGCAGAGAUCAGCGCAGUCCAACAUGCCUAUCAGUCUGGCAGACCUGGAGACCCUGAAGCAGUCCUCACGCCUGGUUCACUACUGUGCUACCCCCUUGCUCUUUGACCCAGCCUUCCGGCAGCAAAUCCAGACUGACCAGCUGGGCAAGGUAGAGGGAAAGAAGCGCCACCGCUCAAAUGACUCUACAGCUUCAGGAAGAGACCGCAGCCACAGCUGUGACUCUGCAGAAGCACUGCCCUGCAAGGUGAAGGAGGAGCCUUGGCUGCAGGAGAUGUGCAAUACCUUCUUGCAGCAAUACAUCCAGUACCUGCAGAGUAUGGGCUUCAUUCUGGUCCAGGUGCGGCCACCCUCACCUACCACUCGCAGUAGCACAAGCCGGAUCCGAGCUCUGGCAGCAAUGGGUGUGGAGGGAAGAGGGUCCUUUUCCUACACGAAGCCGAAAACAGAAGGGAGUCCAAAGAGCACAAGCCCUGCUGUUGCCACCUACCAUCUACAGAGAGCUCUUCCAGGUGGGAUUGUACUCAUGGAGUUGGCCUUCCAGGGCUGUUACUUCUGUGUGAAGCAGUAUGCGCUGGAGUGCUCGCGGAUCCCCAUGGGCCAGUCUGUGAACUCUCAGCUCUCUAUGCUCUUCACAGAGGAGUGUGACAAGGUGCGGGAUCUCAUGCAUGUGCAUUCAUUCAGCUACGACUUCCACUUGCGUAUAGUCCACCAGUAUCUGCUGGGCUCCCACAUGACUCUUCGCCAAGGCUACCAUCUCACCAGCUUCCUGGAGGAUUUCAUUGCCCACCACCCUGACAUUCCCAAAUUUGGCCGCAACCACGUUUUCCAGGGCACACUGGCCCUGCCCACCAACAUGAUCACUGCACACCAGCUGUACAACUACAUCGCUGACCACGCCAACACCUACCACAUGAAACCCUUGCGCAUGGCCCGUCCGGCCACGGGCAGUGACAACAAGAAGGGAACACCGGGCACAGAGCAGAAUGAAUAUGCACUGGUCUCUAUUUGGAACAGCUCGGGCUCCUACAAGGACUCUGAAGGUCUACGUCAUCAUGAUGACUUCGAUGUGUCCCUUCUGGUGUGUCACAGUGCAGCACCAUUUGAGGAGCAGAGUGAGGCAGAGAGACGCAUGCUCCGUUUGCGCUUCUACGUCAUCAUGACUAGCCAGCGGGAGCUCUUUCCCCGGCUCACAGCCGAUAUGCGACGGUUCAAGAAGCUGCCGCGCUUGCAGCGGGAAGUGCUGGAGCCUGUGGUGGGCCGAGCGGCCUGGGAGGCAGCAGAGCCAGAGACGAGCGUGGGGCGGCAGCUGCCAGCAGAGCGGGAGCUGUGGCAGGAUGUGGAGGACAGCAGUGAGUUCUACCUGGCCUCUGAGGUGGCCUCAGCCCAGAAGCAGCUCAGCAGCAUGGUGCAGCUGGCCAAGUGCCACUGCCGCAGGGACAACCUCUGGAAGCGUCUUUUCCUUCUGGAGCCUCUGGCUUCUGACAAGCUGAAGCUGGGCAAGCUCUCACUGGUGGAGCUGGAGGAGCUGCUCGACGCUGUGCAUGGAAAAUCCAUUGCGGACGUCGACCCCCAGCUGGAAUGCUUCCUCACUAUGACAGUUUCUUGGUACCAGAGCCUCAUCAAAGUGCUGUUGAGCCGCUUUCCUCAGAGCUGUCGGCACUUCCACAAUGCUGAAACUGGCACCCAGUAUCUGGUCGUGCUCAACCAGAAGUUCACAGAUUGCUUCGUUCUUGUGUUUCUCGAUUCUCAUUCAGGAAAGACAAGCCUCACUGUGGUUUUCCGGGAGCCGUUCCCAGUGCAGCCCCAGAACAGCGAGAGUCCUCUGCCACAGCUUGUGUCCACAUACCACCACCUGGAGUCAGUUAUCAACACUGCCUGCUUCAACCUCUGGACGGGCCUGCUCUAG
Molecule: messenger RNA, 10803 nt
Organism: Acanthisitta chloris (rifleman)
Lineage: Eukaryota; Metazoa; Chordata; Aves; Passeriformes; Acanthisittidae
Gene: SZT2
Product: seizure threshold 2 homolog (mouse)
Exons: 72
Coding region: 1-10803 (3600 amino acids)
Cellular component (GO): peroxisome
Source: RefSeq, a predicted model, not a curated record